This is a messenger RNA of Cucumis melo (muskmelon), 1810 nucleotides long. Its product is annotated as E3 ubiquitin-protein ligase RZF1-like. NCBI's taxonomy places the organism in Eukaryota, Viridiplantae, Streptophyta, Magnoliopsida, Cucurbitales, Cucurbitaceae. Gene Ontology annotation, biological process: protein ubiquitination. Gene Ontology annotation, molecular function: ubiquitin protein ligase activity. Gene Ontology annotation, cellular component: cytoplasm. The transcript has 4 exons. The record is from RefSeq and is a predicted model, not a curated record. Bases 473 to 1405 code for a protein of 310 amino acids.
GGUGAAUCAGUCAAUCGGAAAACUGCCUCUGGGACCCUACGGAGCAAAAUUUUGUUGCUCAGGGUCCUCUCGUUCUCUCUCUCUCUCUCUCUCCGCCCUUGAUCCAAAUCUUCAUUCACUGUUCUUCUUUCUCCUUCUUCCCUAACCUUCCCACUCCUCCUACUUCAGCUCCGGGUUGGAUUGGAGAAAUCCUGUUGGAACUGGGAAUCUUUUGGAUUGCCAACUCAACCAACAUGAUUUAUGAUUUUUCGGGUUGGUCCAAAAAUUUCCCACAACUCAACUUAAGUACACCCUGAACUGUCUCCUUAGCUUGUGAGAGAUAAAGAAUGUGGGGAUUGUACAGGAAAACUCGAAUGUACAAGUAGUUCUUUAUUAGCUUAAUCUCCAAAAACCAAACGGUUAUCUAACAGAAUUCAUACAUUUAGGAAUAAGCCUGGGCUUUUUUCUUUCAACUGUAGCAAUUGAGAGAAGGAUGUCGUCUGUUGGUGAAGACACCCAUUGGUGCUAUCAAUGCAACCAUUCAUUCUGGCUUGAUGGAGAAGAUGUAGUUUGCCCUCACUGUAAUGGUGGUUUUGUCGAAGAACUUAACGACGAUCAUGAUGAAACAAUUCAAAAUGACUUUAAUCCAGGCAUAGAAGAAGAUCUUUCAACUCAGGUGCCUCCAAUUUUCGAAGCUAUGUUUGCAUUAAUGGGUCGAAGAAAUCCUUAUCCGAGAUUUGGUCUUCUCGAAGCUGUUGAUACUUUCACCAGAGAGAGAAUGGCGGGAAGAAAUCCUAACUUUGACGUCAGGAGAAGAUCCGGUUCUGUUCCAGGGCAGAAUUUGGAUUUUUUCAAUUCUUUUUGGUCAUUCCAUGAUCACAUGUCGGGUUCGACCUUUGGUAAUGUCACUCCAGAAGGUAGAUCGAGUCAGCAUACAGGACUGGAAGAACUAGCUGCACAACUUUCAUUAAACGAACAAAGAGAACCAGUUCCAACUCCUGCUUCUCACUCUUGUAUAGAAGCAAUGCCGACAAUCAAGAUUAACCAAAUGCACCUCGGCUCGGACUCUCAUUGUCCAGUUUGUAAAGAAAAAUUUGAGCUCGAAUCUGAAGCCAAAGCUUUGCCAUGCAAUCAUAUUUAUCACACUGAUUGCAUUCUUCCUUGGCUGGUCCAACAUAAUACUUGCCCGGUUUGUAGACUCGAGCUGCCUCAGCAGGAAAGUGGACACAGUUGGGGAGGGAAUGGUGGCAGCAACAGUGAAGACCUAAAUGAGAGAGAGAUGACUCAACGAAACCUGAGAAGGAGGCAUCCAUUCCCAGAUUUUUUUGCUCCUCGUCGAAUUGUCACUCGUUUUGGCAGUGGGAUUCAUAUAAACGGCUUAUCUUCAGAUCGAGAUCAUGAUAACGAGAUGGGUUACCCUGAAUGAUGACCUUUCGAUUACCAAAUCUAUAACUCUUCUCUACUUUAGAAGCUGCCGAGCAUGAUAUGUGAAAGAAAGCUGUGUUUUACAACAAAUGAGGUAAUAAGAAAUAAGAAUCAGCUCUAGACUUGUAAUAUCUAGAGCUGUUUUCUCUUCCCCCUCUUUUUUUCUUUUUUUUUUUUUUUUUCCCUUCCCUUCUUUUGUGUAAAAUGAUAUGGAAAAAAAUCUCAUAUCUCCUACAAUGACUUGUACUGGGAAAAGGGGGUCUUAGAGAUGAAAUCAAAUGUAAUUAUAGUUGAUAUGUUCCAUGGAUCAACUGAAGCCAUUUGCCUUUUCUGAUUUGUGAGCUUCAAUGAUGAGAAAAGAAGAUGACAUUGAAAAGGAGCAAUAGAUUUUAUUGUGUUUAUAUAA